GUGUGUCCUUGGGGGCCGCGUAGUGCUUGCCACACACACACACACACACACACACACACACACACACACACACACAGAGAGGGCAGUGUGGAAACAUGAGCAGUGUGCUGCUCUAGAUUUGAUGUUGGAAUCCGCCAAGAGUGGAAUAUUCUUCGUUGCGUUGUCGGAGUGGUGAACAGCUCCAUGCGAAAGAGUGGCGGUGAAGCCGUUUGCCACGCAAAGGGGAAAAGUGGUACGAUGGGGGCAAGUCUUGUCAAGGACAGUCUAGUUGGUUGGUUGUACUCCAGACCAAAGCAACCUGCAACCAUGAUUCCCUUGAAGUGCGCUGUUAAGCACUACGGUUGGGGCAGGCUAGGGCUUGAGUCAGCUGUCGCUCGACUCCACGCCGCAGGGACAGGUAAGGCAGUGACAGCGAAUCGCCCUUACGCUGAGCUAUGGUGUGGUACACACCCUAGUGGGCCUUCCAUGAUUUGUCUGGAUGAUGACAACCAUAGAGGUGUGGAGUUUGGGUUGAAGGAGUGGCUGGAGGAUCACCCCCAUGCUCUGGGUGAUAAAGUAUUGGACAGGUGGAAGACUGUGGAUCUGCCAUUCCUUGUCAAAGUCCUAUCUGUGUCGACGGCACUGUCGAUUCAGGCUCACCCUGACAAGGCGCUUGCAGAGAAGUUGCAUGCUCAAUAUCCGAAGAUAUACAAGGACGACAAUCACAAGCCCGAGAUGGCAAUUGCUGUGACGCCAUUCGAAGCACUCUGUGGGUUUGUGACAAUGUCUGAGCUUGCAAAGGCUUUAGAGACCGCAGCGGAGCUAACCGCUGUACUUGGGCAGGACGUGACCCGUGCUGUGCUGCAGAUGGGUCGAGCUGAAACUGGGAAUGGGCAUGAGGUGCUCACGGAGAAGCAUGGGACUAGCAGCAAGCCAAAAUCAGCGGACAAUGGGGCUGAAAAUGGGGUUGAGGACCAUGCGUAUGUUCCGUCUGGUGAAAACGGCCAUGGGGAAGCCUGGCAUGUUCAGACAGGUGGGAAUUUGCCUGUUGAACAGGUGUACGGCAUGACAAAAAACAGAGGAUAUGAUGAAGAAUUCACUGCCCAUGGUGUUGGGAAGGAUUACAUGGCUCGCCAAGCCGAAAAUGGGGGCGGUGACCACACAUUAUUGGGUGCUGAUUCUGCUGAAGCAAUUGAGAAUAGGGGUGCAAAUCCACAGGGCGUGGAAGGCCCUGUUGGUAGCGAUAAGACGUUCAGAGCUUCUCUUUUGUGCAAGGCGUUCAAGACGCUCAUGACAAGUAGCGAAGAGGUAAUCUCAGGUGCUGUUGCAAGGCAUGUGUCUUCGCUAAAUAAGAAGAAAAUGGAGGGUAUCAUCCUCUCUCCAAAGGAGUUUCUGAUUCUCCGCCUGAACCAGGAGUAUCCGGGUGAUGUUGGGGUUUUGGCUGCCUACUUCCUUAAUUAUGUAAGGCUCAAGCCUGGGGAAGGUGUUUACCUUGCGGCAAAUGAGCCACAUGCUUAUCUCUCAGGUGAUUGUGUGGAGUGCAUGGCCACAUCAGAUAAUGUUGUCCGCGCUGGACUCACACCGAAGUUCCGAGAUGUUGAUACUCUGUGUUCCAUGUUGACAUACAAACAGGGAAUGCCAUGUGUACUCCGUGGGACUCAGAUUGAUAAGAAGACACGAAGGUAUUCUCCACCACUCGAUGAAUUUGAAGUCGAUCGGAUCAGCAUUGAACCAGGGACAGGGUACACAGUCCCUGCUUCCCCUGGGCCUUCCAUCUGUCUGACAUUCUCAGGUAGGGGUUCUUUGCUGUGUGUAAGUAGUCCGUGCGACACAGCGCAGCAUGGUAGCAAGGGAGGAGCUUCUGUGAUAUCUGAGGGAAGUGUUUUCUUUAUGCCGGCAAACACAGCAUUUCACAUCACUGCUAUGGCUUUGGCGAUGGAUGGUUCGGCUGCGGAACCUCUGCAAUUGUUCAGAGCAGGUGUUAACAGUCGUGCUUUGUUUUGAUAUAGUGUUUAUACAUACCAGUGCAUUUUUUGCUUUGCUGCUUCUUCCCAUGCAGUUCCCCCUCCCUCCUGCCUGGCCCACGUUUGCUGGCAGGUCGGCCAUGGUCUUGGGAGUGUAUGCAGGACACAAGGAUUUUUUGUUUUGAGUUUUUUUUUAAGUUUUGAGAGGAGACAUAUCUUCAUCUCUGCCUGUGGCCGAGUGGUACUAGUGCAAGAAAUGGUCCGAAAAUGGUCCAUUGGUUCGGAAAACGGUCCCAGGAUCAAUGCUACUGAUCCAGAUGAGCCUGUUUAGGGGUGUACAAUUCUGUCCAGCGGGACCGGGUUACCUGUAGCUGCAUGUGGACCCUCCCUUUUGGGCAUGCAAACCGGGAUAUACGUAGAGGGUUCAGCCUCCUAACGAGUCGCUGAAAUUUCCGACGAAACAGUCUGUCACAUCCCCCAGUAUCUCGUCCUUUUCUCCCUUUCUGCCCAUGGUUCACCCUGGCAGUUCUCUGUGACUACGUAAUAUGUAUGUCUACGCUGACAUAUAUAUGUAAACUUCGACGAAACAGUUUGUCACAGCCCCUCGUUUGUUGUCCUCUUCUUCCUCUCUACCUACGGUUUACCGGGCAGCUCUGUUUGACUAUAUAUAUAGAUAGAUAGAUAGAUAGAUAGAUAGAUAGAUAGAUAGAUAUAUGCUCUUGAGGAUAUAUAUCUAUAUAUGCUCUUGCUUCUAGGGUUGCAGGGCCUCUGUAUUGCUUACGGACGCAGCUUGCCUGCAGCAUGCGCCUCCCUGACCAGGGUUGCUUGCAGCCCGCAAUUCUCUUGGAAUCUUAUUCCGGACCAGUGCAGGGAUUUUGUUGCAUUCUUCCUUCGGAAGGAGAGGAAUAUGUUUGCACCUGUUGCUGGCAGAGGCAUGUUUGAAGCAUGAAAUAACCCAAAAUGGAGGCAUGUUUGAAGCAUGAGCUACCCGAAAAAAUGGUCCAUUGAUUUGGAAAACUGCCCAAGGAUCAAGGGCACUGUUCUGAAUGGCUGCCAGCCGUAGGGGUGUACAAUCGUAUCUGGCCAGACGAGUCAUCCCUAUCGGCAUUUUGAACAAGAUGUCUGGGCAUGCGAAUCAGUAUAUAUAUACACGCUGUCUUAAUUCAUAGAUAUCUGACUAUAUGCUAGGACCUCAGGGCCCUUCAUGGCCUACUGAUGCGGAUGCUGGCAACUGGACAGGUUGUCCGGACACCAUUCCUUAAAUGUCUUUUAUCGAUAGCAGAAGGAGAAGACAAAAGGAAAAAUGUCCCGGCUGCUUGAUUUAAGCCCUGUCCUCCCUCUGCCCGCCUUGUGCCACUCCCUUCUUCCCCUCCUCCCCCUCCUCCCCCUCCUCCCCUCCGCCUGUCUCUCCCCCCUCCUCUGUGCGCUCACAACCUUAACAUGACUGAGGAGAUUUGGCUUGUCUUGCGGUCCAAGAUAGGUCCAGACAGAUUGGUCCCGCUGGAUGAUCAAAUAGCCUGGCCAAGGUCUGGAAGUAGCAAUUGGGAACCUGGGUUUGUGAUUCUCGUGGUUCGGAAGCUGGGAUCUGUGGACCUCCAAGCGGCAAAUGGAGACUGGUAGCUGAUGGUGCCUGUGAUCGGCACAUUCAAAGGGCUCGUUCGUCAUGGAAGUAGAUCACCGCGGACCCUGUUCUGGGUUGAAGCGGAAAGUCUGGGCCUCUUUUCGGGACCUGGAAUUGAAGAUUGGGAUGCCCAGGUUGUGGGACUCCUGCCACGGUCUCCAGCGCUGAGAAUGAUAGAACGACCAGUCUGAUGUUGGAGUUGAUGUGGACCCGGAACUGAGCGGUGGAACUAUAUAUUGGUGGGACGUUGAACUGGCUUGCGGAAGUCAUGCUGGACAUCAAGCUGGCUUGCGAAACUCGUGGUACAACCUAGAAUUGGGCUUUUUUAGGAAAAUGUGGGUGGAUCAGAAACUCGCAAAGUCACAGAUGAACCUGGACUGAAGCCCACAGAACGGCUUUGACAGACGCAAAGCUGGAGUGGAGGGGAGUUGAUGAUUUAGGACACAGGUCUUUUGUGUCAGUGGAAUAAAGAUAAUAAGCACCGACCUGCCAAUAUCCCCGUUAGCUUUUUCUUUUAAUAAUUGGGGGAGCACUCACUUGGCUCUGUAUCUGUGCAUCGUGCUAUGCUUGAGAUCAUGUUCUGUAAUGUACUAGAAUUAUGGACGUUGUUACGUCGUACCAUGAUUUUGGCUGGAAAUGGUACACUGUUGAGAUGUGGUUAAUAAUUGCAGAGUUUGCCACUGCUUCACCACCCCUCUGAGGAUCGUGCUGAUCGGGGGGUUGGGGGCAGGGGGCAGUUUGGCAUAGUGGCAUGCUGAAUAAACUGGAGACCCUGGCUAGCACCGGCCCUUCAGACAUCGAGGGCCUGGUGGACAAUGAGCUCCAAUAAUUUUGCUUUCCGUGCAGUCGUGGUUGAAAGACUGAGGAAUGCGAUAAUGUCAAGGGGUGCUUUCCCCUCCAGAAGAGAGGGAGAGGAUAUCUGAAUGGCAGAUGGGUGCAUAUAGCUUGGCUAUUUCCUGGACGAGCCAGCUUGUUUACCAGAAUGGACGGCAUUAUUUCAAUUUUAGA
Messenger RNA from Chara braunii, 4572 nucleotides. Lineage: Eukaryota; Viridiplantae; Streptophyta; Charophyceae; Charales; Characeae. The record is from the annotation of a GenBank genome assembly.